Molecule: messenger RNA, 1859 nt
Organism: Mustela erminea (ermine)
Lineage: Eukaryota; Metazoa; Chordata; Mammalia; Carnivora; Mustelidae
Gene: SPOP
Product: speckle type BTB/POZ protein
Exons: 11
Coding region: 307-1431 (374 amino acids)
Biological process (GO): proteasome-mediated ubiquitin-dependent protein catabolic process; regulation of proteolysis
Cellular component (GO): cytoplasm; nucleus
Molecular function (GO): ubiquitin protein ligase binding
Source: RefSeq, a predicted model, not a curated record
UCGCUGCGUCUACGUGCUGACGCCAUGACGCCCCGGCCGGUGUGUGUCGGUGUGUGUGUGUGUGUGAGUGUGCGCGUUCCGAGUGUGUGUGUAUUUGUGUAUCGGCGGUCCCGCAGGUCCCGGAUGUUGCGGACAGUAUGAAGCGAGCGCAGGGGGACGGGGACCAGCAGCUGUCGCCGCCGUUCUCAGAGGUUUCCUGUUAGACCAGACAAAUUAGAGUCUUCCUACUGACUUGACUUGGGUGAAGAGAGAACAGAAAUCUUUGUCCCCUGACUUUGGAGAUCUUGUUUAACCUUCAAACUGGCGAUGUCAAGGGUUCCAAGUCCUCCACCUCCGGCAGAAAUGUCGAGUGGCCCUGUAGCUGAGAGCUGGUGCUACACACAGAUCAAGGUAGUGAAAUUCUCCUACAUGUGGACCAUCAAUAACUUUAGCUUUUGCCGGGAGGAAAUGGGUGAAGUCAUUAAAAGUUCAACCUUUUCAUCAGGAGCCAAUGAUAAACUGAAAUGGUGUUUGCGAGUAAACCCAAAAGGGCUAGAUGAAGAAAGCAAAGAUUAUCUGUCACUUUACCUGUUACUGGUCAGCUGUCCAAAGAGUGAAGUUCGGGCAAAAUUCAAAUUCUCCAUCCUGAAUGCCAAGGGAGAGGAAACCAAAGCUAUGGAGAGUCAACGGGCAUAUAGGUUUGUGCAAGGCAAAGACUGGGGAUUCAAAAAAUUCAUCCGUAGAGAUUUUCUCUUGGAUGAGGCUAACGGGCUUCUCCCUGAUGACAAGCUUACCCUCUUCUGUGAGGUGAGCGUGGUGCAAGAUUCCGUCAACAUUUCCGGCCAGAACACCAUGAAUAUGGUGAAGGUCCCUGAGUGCCGGCUGGCAGAUGAGCUGGGAGGACUGUGGGAGAACUCCCGGUUCACGGACUGCUGUCUGUGCGUUGCCGGCCAGGAGUUCCAGGCUCACAAAGCUAUCUUGGCAGCUCGUUCUCCAGUUUUUAGUGCCAUGUUUGAACAUGAAAUGGAGGAGAGCAAAAAGAAUCGGGUUGAAAUCAAUGAUGUGGAGCCUGAAGUUUUUAAGGAAAUGAUGUGCUUCAUUUACACGGGGAAGGCUCCGAACCUCGACAAAAUGGCUGAUGAUUUGUUGGCAGCUGCUGACAAGUACGCCCUGGAGCGCUUGAAGGUCAUGUGCGAGGACGCCCUCUGCAGUAACCUCUCCGUGGAGAACGCCGCAGAGAUUCUCAUCCUGGCUGACCUCCACAGCGCCGAUCAGUUGAAAACUCAGGCAGUGGAUUUCAUCAACUAUCAUGCUUCAGAUGUCUUGGAGACCUCCGGGUGGAAGUCAAUGGUGGUGUCGCAUCCCCACUUGGUGGCUGAGGCCUACCGCUCUCUGGCUUCAGCACAGUGCCCUUUUCUGGGACCCCCACGCAAGCGCCUGAAGCAGUCCUAAGAUCCUGCCUGUCGUAAGACUCCGUGUGUUUUCCUGAAGCAGCAGCCACUGUUGCUGCCACUGACCACCAGGUAGACAGCGCAAUCUGUGGAGCUUUUACUCUGUCGUGGGGGCAGAAGACUGCAUCGUGGCCCCCAGACUUUCAAAACAGCACUAAAUAAACUUGGGGGAAGCGGGGGGUGGGAAGGGCCCGGGACCUGGGGCUGCUCAACCUAAUGAAAACCCUGUUGCUGCGUCACUGUGUUCCCUUUGGCCUGGCCGACUUUGGUACUGUGGGGAUUCAGUUUAGGUGCCGGCCCGGAGGAGGUCCCAGCGGUGGUACUUCAGAGAAACCUGUCUGCAUCUGACUGAGCAGAACAGAUUGUCAGGUGCCUGGAGCAAAAAGGAAAAAAAAAAAAAGAAAAAAAAAAAAGGACAUUUAGUUAUAA